This is a messenger RNA of Melanaphis sacchari, 1195 nucleotides long. Its product is annotated as protein ANTAGONIST OF LIKE HETEROCHROMATIN PROTEIN 1-like. The record is from RefSeq and is a predicted model, not a curated record. Bases 23 to 1195 code for a protein of 390 amino acids. The transcript is spliced from 3 exons. NCBI's taxonomy places the organism in Eukaryota, Metazoa, Arthropoda, Insecta, Hemiptera, Aphididae.
UAUUCUACAAAAAUAUAUUAAUAUGUCUGACACCGAUGAUACUUGUGCUGCGGUAGUGAUUGCUUGUUUGACGGAAAAGAAAAAAGUAAAGCGGAAAAGAAAACAUAGGGUGUGGAUGAAAGUAUGGCUAAAGAAGAGGGAUCAAUUUAGCCAUGAUCGCUUAGUAGCAGAACUUAAAAUAAGUUCAGCCGUUGAUUAUAAAAAUUAUCUACGAAUGGAUGCAGAUACGUUUGAACAAAGACUAUUGUCUACUUUGAGAUACCUUGUAAGCGGCGACUCCUUUGAAGAGCUGAAAUUCCAGACUGCCAUCGCAGCUCAAACUCUUGGAAAAAUAAUUGUUGAGACCUGCGAAGCUUUGAUUCACGUUUUAAAAGGUUAUAUAAAGAUACCAACAAAUGAAAAUGAUUGGAAGGAUAUUGCAAAAGAAUUUGAGAAAAGGUGGAACUUUCCACAUUGCAUUGGCGCGAUUGAUGGUAAACACAUUACCAUCCGAAAACCACCAGGAACAGGCUCUUAUUAUUUCAAUUACAAACAAUCAUUUAGCAUUGUCUUAAUGGCAAUUGUGAAUGCUAAUUACGAAUUUAUAAUGGUAGAUGUUGGAGCCAAUGGAAGAGUCUCCGACGCAGGAGUGUUUUCUAAUACCCAGUUCUGUAAGCGACUUGUAAAAAACGAACUAUAUAUUCCUCAGCCUGAUAAUUUACCUAACAGUGCAAUAAAACAGCCAUAUGUUUUGGUAGGAGAUGAUGCAUUUCCUCUUAUGGACAACUUAAUGAAACCAUUUAGUAGAAAAAAACUGACCACAGAACAAGCUAUAUUCAAUUAUAGGUUAUCUCGUGCUAGACGUAUUGUGGAAAAUGCAUUCGGAAUAUUAUCAUCCCGGUUCCGUAUAUUGUUAAAAGAAAUUAAUUUGUGCCCAGAAAAAGCCUCUCUGAUUGUUCUAGCAUGCACUCAUUUACACAAUUAUUUACGAAUGAAAAAAGUCGAGUCAUACUACCAAGGAGGUUUUGAUGUUGAAAAUACAAUUACAGGAGAGAUGGUAAACGCAGACUGGAAAUCAGAUCGAUUGUUACUUCCUCUACAACAACUUUCAGGGCGAAAUACCACUGUAUCGGCAAAAGAAAUACGCCUAAAUUUCUCACACUUUUUCAAUAGUGAACAAGGAGCUGUACCAUGGCAGAACGAGAGCAUAAAGUAG